AUGGACGACUUAAUUUUUGGUCAUCAUGACCUUGAUAAAGCUAUUGACUUAAAAAUAAAAAUCAACAAAAUUUUAUCGAAAUUCGGAUUUAAUUUGCGAAAAUGGAUUUCCAAUGAUCACCGCGUUCUAGAAAUUUCCGGCUAUACGCCAAACGAAGACUUUUGUAUACCAGGAGAAGGCGAAACGAAAACGUUAGGCACAGUUUGGAAUCCUAGUAUGGAUACCAUCGGAUAUAAUUAUAAUAUAAAAAUCGAUACUUUCAAAAUUACGAAAAGAACGGUUUUAGCCGCGAUAGGACAGCUUUUUGAUAUCUUGGGUUUAAUUAGUCCUGUAAUCGUUAAAGCUAAAUUGAUUUUACAAAAGAUUUGGAUUUCCAAAGUGAACUGGGACACCGAUGUUCCAGAAGAUAUUUCGAUCGAAUGGUUAGAUUUCGUUAGUAAAUUACCAAAUUUAAAGUCGUUGCAAAUCCCGCGUUGUGUAUUAAAAGGCCAGUCUUUCAAAAACCCCAAAAGGCUUUACGGAUUUUCCGAUGCUUCACAACUUGCGUAUGGAGCAUGUAUUUAUUUAGUUAGCGAAAUCGGUGACGAAAUCGAGUCACACUUAAUAUGCGCGAAAUCUCGGUUAGCUCCUUUAACGUCAAGUUCCAUGAGCCUACCUCGAUUAGAACUGUGCGGUGCACUUUUACUAGCUCGUUUAUUAGAAAAAACAAUAAAAGCUUUAGAUUUCCCUGUAAACGAUACUGUCCUGUUUACCGACUCAACCAUCGUAUUGGACUGGCUUAAUGCAGAGCCUAGCCAGUGGAAAACUUUUAUUUUUAUUUGUAACCGGGUAGCGGAAAUCCAACGUCUUACCGCCGAUAUUACCUGGAGCCACAUAAAUACAGAAAUCAAUCCAGCAGACAUAGUUUCUCGGGGUGCCGACCCACUUGAAUUAAAAAACCAAGCACUUUGGUGGUACGGACCGUCGUUUUUGAAAACAGCGCCCGAAACAUGGCCUGAUACCAAGAAAAUCAAAAUAUCAAUUUCCGAUGUAAGAAAAGAAAACAUAGAGGUUUCUUUCGCCGCUGUUAAAAGUGUUCUCGAAAACGAAAUAUUUUCUAGAUGUUCUUCGUAUCCGAAACUAAUCCGUAUCGUCGCUUAUAUUUACCGAUUUUUUCAUAAUUUAAAAUCUAAUAGCAAGUUAACCGGAAUUCUUACUUUUCAGAAUUAG
Messenger RNA from Sitophilus oryzae (rice weevil), 1209 nucleotides. RefSeq lists its product as uncharacterized. Lineage: Eukaryota; Metazoa; Arthropoda; Insecta; Coleoptera; Curculionidae. The record is from RefSeq and is a predicted model, not a curated record. The transcript has a single exon. The coding region runs from base 1 to 1209 and encodes 402 amino acids.